AUGAGUGCAUCGCCAGUAAGAAAAGACGUACUUGAACAAGCCGAGGAUGUCAGAAUCCUUGGGCUUGAUCCUUUGGUCUCACCAGCUUUGCUACAGUCUCAGAUUCCAGCCACCAAUGCGUGUCUGGAAACCGUUCAAAAAGGUAGAAGAGAAGCCAGCCAAAUUAUUACUGGUAAAGACGACAGAGUUUUGGUUAUUGUGGGUCCUUGCUCCAUCCACGACCUAGACUUGGCUCAGGAAUACGCCAGACGUCUAAAGAAGCUAUCUGAUGAGCUAGAGGGUGAAAUUUGCGUCAUUAUGAGAGCCUACCUCGAGAAGCCAAGAACUACCGUUGGCUGGAAAGGUUUGAUCAACGACCCGGACGUCGACAACACCUUCAACAUUAAUAAGGGUCUGCAAUACGCCAGACAGUUGUUUGUAAACCUCACCAGCGAGGGUUUGCCAAUCGGGUCCGAGAUGCUGGACACCAUAUCUCCUCAGUAUUUGGCUGAUCUAUUGUCGUUCGGUGCUAUUGGUGCUAGAACCACCGAAUCCCAGCUGCACAGAGAGUUGGCCUCGGGGUUGUCUUUCCCAGUUGGAUUCAAGAACGGCACUGACGGUACCUUGGGAGUCGCUGUCGAUGCCAUGUUGGCCGCCUCGCACUCGCACCACUUCAUGGGUGUUACCAAGCACGGGUUUGCCGCAAUCAUUACCACCAAAGGUAACGAGCACUGUUUCGUGAUCUUGAGAGGAGGUACCAAGGGUACAAACUACGACGCUAAAGCCGUGGCUGAGGCUAAGGCUCAAUUGCCUGCGGGCGCCUCUUUGAUGGUUGACUGUUCCCACGGAAACUCCAGCAAGGACUACAGAAACCAGCCUAAGGUAAACGAUGCUGUUUGUGAACAAAUUGCCAACGGCGAAGACAAGAUUAUUGGUGUUAUGAUCGAAUCCCACAUCAACGAGGGUAAACAAUCGAUUCCUGCCGAAGGUAAAGCCGGCCUCAAAUAUGGUGUCUCCAUCACCGAUGGCUGCAUAGGCUGGGAAACUACCGAAGAAGUUUUGCGCAAAUUGGCCAACGCCGUAAAGCAAAGAAGAGAGGUUAAAAAGUCCUCGGCUUAA
This is a messenger RNA of Lachancea nothofagi CBS 11611, 1098 nucleotides long. The record is from the annotation of a GenBank genome assembly. NCBI's taxonomy places the organism in Eukaryota, Fungi, Ascomycota, Saccharomycetes, Saccharomycetales, Saccharomycetaceae.